Messenger RNA from Phragmites australis (common reed), 1514 nucleotides. RefSeq names its product sec-independent protein translocase protein TATC, chloroplastic-like. Gene Ontology annotation, molecular function: proton motive force dependent protein transmembrane transporter activity. The record is from RefSeq and is a predicted model, not a curated record. Gene Ontology annotation, cellular component: TAT protein transport complex; membrane. The transcript has 4 exons. Bases 223 to 1266 code for a protein of 347 amino acids. Gene Ontology annotation, biological process: protein transport by the Tat complex; intracellular protein transmembrane transport. Lineage: Eukaryota; Viridiplantae; Streptophyta; Magnoliopsida; Poales; Poaceae.
AAGCGUGUGUCACUGCACAAUUCUGCCACUGCUCACCCGCGUCGUGUGGCCCUCGAAGCCCAACACGGCAGAGAGAGAGGCGAGGAGAGAAGCGAAGCGCGACACCAACAGUCACCAGCAAAGAGCAAACACGCGAGCGAGAUAAUUAUCGUCUAUCCGCCUCCCCCUGCUCGCCUCCUCCAAGCAGCGCACCAGCGAGCGGCGAGCAGCAGACGGGCACGGAUGGGAAGCGCGGGGGCGCUGCUCUCGCACCCACCGCCGCAGCUUCAGCUCGGCGGCGUCCUCCUCCUCCACAGCCGGCCGCUCCCUCGCCCGCCCAACCUGCCCCUGCUAUCUUUCGCUGCCGCGGCGGCUGAGCCCCAACGCGGCCGGCGACGGCGCCGGCGCCUCCGCUGCGCCGCCGUCGACGGAGGCGGCGGCCCCCAGGGUGCCGGGUCGCCGUCAACCGUGCCGCAGAGGGAGGAGUCUCCGUCCGGCGGCCUCGGCGCCGCCCUCGAGGAACCGCCUCCUGUGGAAAAUGGUUCUUUUGGAGGCCUCACACAGGAAGAAGAACAGAGUGCUCUAUAUAAUUUUCUUUAUCCAAGCAAAGAAUCACUUCCUGAUGAUAAGGAGAUGAGUAUAUUUGAUCAUCUAGAGGAACUUCGUGAGAGGAUAUUCAUCUCAGUUUUGGCUGUUGGAGCUGCAAUACUUGGCUGUUUUGCUUUCUCCAAAGAUUUGAUUCUGCUUCUAGAGGCGCCAGUUAGUGUUCAGGGUGUUCGUUUUUUGCAGCUGUCCCCUGGGGAAUUUUUCUUUACAACAUUAAAGGUCUCUGGUUAUUGUGGCCUUUUACUUGGAAGUCCUAUCAUUUUGUAUGAGAUAAUAGCAUUUGUUCUCCCAGGUUUAACAAGGGAUGAGCGGAAAUUCCUAGGGCCUAUUGUUUUGGGUUCCUCCGUUCUAUUCUACCUUGGCAUUUUCUUCUCCUACAUGGUUCUUAGCCCUGCAGCAUUGAACUUCUUCGUGAACUAUGCAGACGGGGCAGUGGAAUCGCUCUGGUCAAUAGACCAGUACUUCGAAUUCAUACUUGUACUGAUGUUCAGCACAGGACUAUCCUUUCAGAUCAAUAGUCAGAGUUAUCUCUCUGGAUCAGAAUCGAACUCUUGUUCGGUUGCUGGACGGCGCAUAGGAUCAGGAGCUUUGGUUGCCAGACAGCGCACAGGAUCAGGACGGUGUCAGCCUGGACUCCAGCAUGCUCAGCUGGAUAAUAGGGGAUAUUCUAACACCUUGUGAGGCGAAGGGAAAGGAUGUUUCAUUGAAAAUCACAUGUUGGGAUAUGAUGUGUUACCUGAACUAGAAUUGUGGAGAGAAGAAGAUAAUCGUCCUAUAGACUUGAUGUCAAUGUAUAAAGUCGGUCCUCAUGGGCCAAUAUGGACUAGAAUAAUGUGGGCCUAUAUAUACUUAACCCCCUCCCCCUCCCCCAAACUCAUGGUAAACACUUGAGUUUGUGCUUUGGUGAAGAAAUCUGCAACUUGCAACUC